AUGUCAGUUUUAGGUGAUGACAUCAAAUGUAACCACGUGGAGGAAGAAACAGCCGCCCAGCUUCAUGUCGUCUGGUCUCCUAACCAACCUUCACGCGCCAAACUUAUGAUCUUGUUGAACGAAACAGAGGUGGCGCUGUGUUACCUAGAACCUGUAAAGUGUACACCGUUUUCCAAGCUCACGAAGGCAACAAUAAAGAGUACGCCAAAUCAAAGUUAUGAGAUCAAUGUCUCAGUACUUGGGGUGAAAUCUUUAGGCUACUGGAAAGUCCGAUACAUAAAUGAAGCUGAUGUAAAGAAUGACACAGUUUGUAAGUUUAUUAUGUUUGCUAGGGCUAAAGACCUGAAAUGUCAAUCACUGUCUAGAGAAGAAAUUCAUAUUUACUGUUUCUCUAAGAGAAUCUAUCCAUCGGCAGCAUGUAUCCUGAAUUACAUAGAUAAUAAAGAGAAUUAUGUUUCAGAAGAAGGCAGACAACUCCACAGCAAAGACACUUUCAGAAACGACACACACCUCUUGACGUCGACUUGCACAUUUGUUAAACCUGCUUCCAUAGCAACCACAGAUAAAUUUACUGCCCUGGUGACCAUGUUCCCGAAUAUUUCCGGAAGCCAGGCGGAUAUAAUGUACGGAACUAGCGUCUCUGUAUUAGUCACUUUGUCUAAACCUUUCAUUAAAUUUGAAAACUGCCCAGAAGAAGUAGACUUGGGUGCUGCAAUCAACUGCCUAUGUAUUGGUGAAGGUAUUGAACCAGUAAAUGCAAUGUUCAGGUGGUAUAACACAUUCACUAAUGUAGUAAUCACAAACACUUCAAGACUGACUUUUGUGGCAACUCAACACAGUCGAGAAUUUUCUUGCGUAGUUGAUGACGUACUGCACAAACGAAAUCUAUCACUGACCUAUGUGCUACACGUGAACAGUAAGUAGUUGUCAGCUGU
This is a messenger RNA of Biomphalaria glabrata, 935 nucleotides long. RefSeq lists its product as uncharacterized. The record is from RefSeq and is a predicted model, not a curated record. Lineage: Eukaryota; Metazoa; Mollusca; Gastropoda; Planorbidae. The transcript has 5 exons. The coding region runs from base 1 to 924 and encodes 307 amino acids.